Molecule: messenger RNA, 1180 nt
Organism: Haplochromis burtoni (Burton's mouthbrooder)
Lineage: Eukaryota; Metazoa; Chordata; Actinopteri; Cichliformes; Cichlidae
Gene: spx
Product: spexin hormone
Exons: 6
Coding region: 455-817 (120 amino acids)
Molecular function (GO): neuropeptide hormone activity
Source: RefSeq, a predicted model, not a curated record
UUCAUUAAAUGAACUCACAUCUGUCCGUAUACUCCUCUAGUAAGCAAGGUGCAAACAUUAAAAAUUACCACAGAGGAGAAUAUUGCUGUUGUUAUGAACAUCCAGGGUGCUCCACAUUUCAUAUUAAUGGCCCGCAGCUCCGACUAAUUUUGAAAAACCACCCUGGGGAGCAGGAAGUGUUUAGAGAAGCUUGAUUCAAUUCACAGGUAUUUUACAACAGACUUCAGCUGUCUGUGAAAGGAACUGGAUCGAUUAGUGGCACAAUUCAUUCACUCUCCUAACCGCCCCCUUUCCAUCAAACUUUCAUGACCUAUUGCUGGCAGCAUCUUGACAGAGCACAGAAGGUUCACAGAGGAUAUAAGUAGAGGCAGAGGAAACACCACCAGCAGCUACCCUGAACCUUCUACUCUCUCAUUGUCUCUGCAGGCGCCAGGCUUACAGGACCUGUGAUACCAUGAAGGGUUUGAAGACUGUCACAAUAGCGUAUGUACUCACACUUUUAUUACUGGCAACAUUUAUCUCCCAGUCACGGAGCACGCCAAAGGGCUCAUUCCAGCGAAGAAACUGGACCCCGCAGGCUAUGCUGUACCUCAAGGGCACCCAGGGAAGAAGGUUCAUCUCAGAGGACCGAAAAGAAGGAGAUGUCUACGACACUCUUCACCUAGAGACUCGUAGUCACAACACAGAGAAGCUGACUGUGGACCAGGCUGCUACUGUUCUGCUUAAUUUCCUACAGCAGGCUAGAGAGGGAGCUGAUGAAAACGCAGAUGAGGUGUAUAUCCAGGAGCUACCAGUGUGGAAGAGGGAAUAUUUCUAAUGUUUGUAUCAUUGCCAGACAACCUCUGAUUUGUUCUGUGUGGGGGAAAAGGAAGCUGUAAAUAUAAAUUCUCUAAAUAUGAAAUGUGAUGUUUUAAUAAAAAGAGUUUAAUUGAAACUGUUUGGGGCAAAUUUUCUACUUUUAUGGUCAGUGUUAUUUUUCAGGUAUAUAAUCAAUCCCUGUAAAACAAAAAAUCAAUUUGCUCCAGAUUUCAAAAAUAUGAAUCAAGAAUUUAAACAAAACUGAAAUUGGGUUACUUGGAAAUUCAAGGAAAGAUAAGUGUAAACGUGAUGAUAAAUAAUAAAAUAGAGUACAUCAGAAUUUUUGCAAUAUUAGACCACAAGAUUACCUUGGAAAACUCAA